This is a messenger RNA of Salvia hispanica, 2667 nucleotides long. The record is from RefSeq and is a predicted model, not a curated record. Lineage: Eukaryota; Viridiplantae; Streptophyta; Magnoliopsida; Lamiales; Lamiaceae.
CAUUAGUGUCAUGAGAAGUUAUGGAAAGAAAAGGAGGAUUCAAGAGGCUGCCAAUGUGUUUGAGAGAAUGGAUUUUUACAAUUGUGAACCUACUAUUUUCUCUUAUAAUGUGAUUAUGAAUAUUUUGGUGGAGAAUGGGUAUUUUGAUCAGGCACACAAAGUUUAUAUGAGGUUAAAAGAGAAAAGGAUUGCACCUGAUGUGUACACUUAUACAAUUCGGAUAAAAUCAUUUUGUAGAACAAGUAGACCGCAUGCUGCUCUGAGGCUUCUGAAUAACAUGCCUGCACAACAAUGUGAGUUUAACUCAGUAGCAUACUGCACCGUGGUCAGUGGAUUUUAUGAGGGAGAUUAUAGAGGGGAAGCUCAUGAAUUGUUUGAUGAGAUGCUAAGCCUCGGUCUAGUCCCUAAUGUCACCACAUUCAAUAAGCUAAUUCAUACCCUUUGUAAGAAGGGAGAUAUCAGAGAGAGUGAGAUACUGCUAGACAAGGUUCUCAAGAGGGGUGUUCUUCCGAAUUUGUUUACAUUUAACAUCUUCAUCCAAGGUCUGUGCAAGAAGGGCUUACUCGAUGAGGCUGCAAGGUUGUUAGAUGGUGCAACGGGGGAUGGUCUUUCCCCGGAUGUCGUGACAUAUAAUACACUUAUAUGUGGCUUGUGUAAGAGCUCUAAAGGGGUUGAAGCAGAGAGAUACAUGAAUAAAAUGGUCAACAGUGGGUUGAAGCCUGAUGCUUUCACCUACAAUACACUCAUUGACGGGUACUGCAGAAUGAAUAUGGUGCCAAAGGCAGAUGAGAUUCUUCAAGAUGCAACAUUGAGGGGGUUUGUGCCCGAUGAGUUCACAUACUGCUCCUUAUUGUGCAGAUUGUGUGAGAAUGGUGACUUUGAGAGGGCUAAAAGCAUGUUCAAUGAAGCUCCUGGAAAAGGUAUAAGACAUAGUGUUAUACUAUACAAUGCGUUAAUCAAGGGGUUUUGUCAGCAGGGACUCAUUUUGGAAGCCUUGCAGCUGAUGAAUGAGAUGGAGCAAAAUGGUUGCAAUCCUGAUAUCUGGACCUAUAAUAUAAUGGUAAAUGGCUUUUGCAAGAUGCGUUGUUUAACUGAUGCCAGUAUUCUUAUUGAUGAUGCUAUGAACAAAGGCCUCGUUCCCGACAUAUUCACCUUUAAUACUUUGAUUGAUGGUUACUGCAAGCAGCUGAAGAUUAGUGAGGCACUUGAAGUUGUUAAUACCAUGUGGGAGCAUGACAUUACUCCGGAUAUCAUCACCUAUAACACUAUAUUGGACGGGCUCUGCAAAACUUCAAACUCUGAUAAUGUGAUGGAAACAUUCAAAGCGAUGGAGGAGAAGGGUUGUAGACCAAACAUCAUCACCUAUAAUAUACUCAUAGAGAGUUUUUGCAAAGCUCGACAACUAGACAGAGCUUUGGAGUUGCUUGAUGAGAUUCAGCAAAGUGGUUUGCAACCAGACAAAGUAACUUUAGGCACCCUGAUAAGUGGAUUUUGUGAAAACAACGAUUUAGAUAAAGCCCAUAUAUUGUUCAGAAGAAUGGAAAAGGACCAUAGACUUUGCCCAACAUUAGCAAUGUAUAAUAUCCUGAUUAAUGCCUUUUCUGAGAGGUUAAAUGUGGAUAUGGCACUGAAACUAUUUCAGGAAAUGAGCGUUCAGGGAUGCCCGCCGGAUAUAUACACAUUCCGUUGUAUAGUGGAUGGUUUCUGCAAGAUUGGGAAUGUUGAUUCUGCGUAUUACUAUCUUCUUGAUGGUAUCAAGAAAGGCCUCAUUCCCUCCCUAGGAACUUUUGGACGAGUGCUAAAUUGCUUGUGCGUGAAGCAUAGAUUGCGUGAGGCAGUUGAAAUAAUAUACGGUAUGGUGCAUAGGGGUGUUGUUCCUGAAGAAGUGAACACAAUUUUCGAAGCAGAUAAGAAAGAAGUUGCAGCACCUAAAAUAGUUGUGGAGAACUUGUUGAAGAAUUCACAUAUAACCUAUUAUGCGUAUGAACUUUUGUACGACGCUGUCAGAAAUAAGAAGCUGUUGAGGAAAAAGGCUAAUGGAAAAAGUGGUUCGGAAAAUAUGCGUCCUUAAUUAUUUGGAGAUUUCUGUGUGAGAGAAGAUCAGUUGCAUGGAGAAGAUUCUGAAGCAGUUGAUAUAGACCAAGAGUAAAUGGUAAUCUCAGCUGGAUUCGACCGAUCACCUGCUAGUGUGUUUCAUACCUUCACUGGGUGACUGAUACUUCCCUUCAUGCGGCUAGAUUACAUUCAUGCCAGCCUGAUAGGCCUGCAGUUGCCUGGGCAACACAGGAUCUCAUCGGGUUCUCAUAGCCAUGGUUGAAAAUGGCACGAAUGAUGGACCUGCAACGCACGCUCUGACAUUUGUGUGGAAUGGAAAUGAGAGGGAAGAAGUAUAUCUGGUGGGAGAUUCCACUGAGAGCUGGAAAGAUCCAUAAAGGUGGCCCAAGACAUGAAGUUGAAAUUAGACUUCCUCAAGGGAAGUAAGUUUAGCUAAUUCUCUUUUUUUAGAAGGGAAAUAUUACUAUAAGUAAUACUACUACUACUACUUAUAUUUAUUUUUAAUAAUAUUGUACACAUAUGUCGAAAGGAUGUCAUAAGAAUGUUGACAUAAGUUGAACCACUCCAAAACAUUGAAAUACAAAGCAACAUGCUAUUAAAUAUCAGCUUCAA